Molecule: messenger RNA, 6203 nt
Organism: Ruditapes philippinarum (Manila clam)
Lineage: Eukaryota; Metazoa; Mollusca; Bivalvia; Venerida; Veneridae
Exons: 18
Molecular function (GO): calcium ion binding
Source: RefSeq, a predicted model, not a curated record
AGCCACAAUUUUUUAAUUGGUGGAGCAAAAAGGAAGAUAUAUUUAAAUGUAUUAAUGAUGCGUUUAAAUUAUUUCACUAUUACUUUUAAGGAUUGCCAGAACGUUAUAUUGUCAAGAUUUUGUCGUCACUUGGACCGUGAGCGUUUGAGAAUUUGCGUGACAGUUUAAUUUUUAGUUUUCGUCAUUUUGGGUGAAUGUACCGUACGGUUGAGACUUGAAUAAAAAUACGCAAAUAUUUUUGCUAAUAUUCUAACGAACAAAAUGUUUGGGGGGAUCGUACAUAUUGUUACUUUUAUUGUGCUUAUAAAGGGACUGGCUAUUAACAAGGUAAAUGGAGUGAAAACACAAUGUGAUGUUUGUGAGCUGAAGCAGAUUGACAGCUGCACUGAAGAUGUGCCUUUGGAUUGUAAAGGCGGGUCUCGAACAGAGGUCGCCAAGGGAACCAUCUGUACCCACAAAGUGUGUGGUUUAUACAAGUCUUCAGAGUGUACAAUAGGAGGACGAUGGGUCGGGCCAGAUGGGAAAGAAGUGAAAGGCAAUGUAGAAAAGAAGUGCAAUCAAAAGGAAUUUAUUUUUGAGCACAAACAAAAGAAAGUUCGAGUGAAGAGGGAUUGGUGGGCCACCAGAAGAAGAAGAAGAUCCCCACCCCCUCCUCCACCACCACCUAAUUGCGGACAGCCAGGUAGCAUUGAUCAUGCAAGUUUGAGCUUGACUAGUACAACACAAGGGGGCGUGGCUACAUACACGUGUAACUCAGAAUACGGACAUACAGGCGGCACAUUGAGGCGUGUUUGUCAAUCCAACGCUCAGUGGUCCGGUAGUCCUCCUACAUGUUCAUAUAUGAAUUCAUGUAGCAGUAACCCUUGCAAAAAUGGCGGCACGUGUGACAAUAUUCCUAACUCGUACACAUGCAGUUGUCCGAGCAAUUGGAAAGGUUCAAGAUGUGAAAUAGAUACCGAUGAAUGUGCAUCAUUGUCUCUGAACAAAUGUAACCAGAAAUGCAGCAACACAGACGGAUCUUUCACGUGUUCAUGUAACACCGGUUAUCGUCUGCUCCCAGACAAGCACACGUGCAUAGACAUCGACGAAUGUACUGACGGCACGGCACAUUGUCAAGUUUACUGUAUAAACACUGUCGGGUCAUUUCUCUGUUCAUGCGAGAAAGGCUACGUACUUGCAGCAGACAGUAAAACUUGCAAAGAUGUUGAUGAGUGCAGUGCCGGUAAUGGAUCAUGUGACCAAGUGUGUGUGAACGCGCCUGGUUCCUACACCUGUGAAUGUAAUUCAGGCUAUGUACUUGCAACAGACGGACACGCUUGCUCAGACGUUGAUGAAUGUAAACAGAAUGUCGAUGGCUGUUCCCAGAAUUGCGCUAACUCCCCAGGAUCAUUUAAAUGUAGUUGUAAUUCUGGUUAUGAGUUGCAGACUGAUCAAAAAACAUGUACAGAUAUCGACGACUGCAAAGCAAUUAUUUGCCAAAAUGGCGGCACUUGUCGAGAUGGUUUGAAUACAUAUACUUGUAUCUGCGCAGAAGGCUUUACGUCAACUCACUGCGAACAAGAUGUUAAUGAAUGUUCCAUUCAUAACGGGGGUUGCCAGGAUGCUUGUAUAAACACUGUCGGGUCGUACCAUUGUGGAUGUUAUGACGGUGGUCAGUUACAAGCAGACGGACGUUCGUGUACCGGAGGUGACCGAGACACUGUUUUUGAACGGUUUAAAAUUUCGGGUGGUAAAUUACCUAAGGCCUGUUUUGUAAUGCCACUAGCACAUUGCACAGAUGGUAAAGAUCAAAGCACCCAGCUUACAUCAACUUCAGAAUGGUAUAGCCUUACAACGGAUAUUUCAACGUCCUUCACCUUGGGUAUUGUUUUUAUCAAGGUGAAUGAUUUAUCAUUACCAUUGUCAAUACAAGGACUUGAAGUUACAAUUUCAUCUGGUAAAUUUUCUCUCAAUUACGGAACAAAACACAACUCUAGCGAAGGUAAUAUCAUCAGGAAUUCAGAUACACCUGCCGACUGUAAAUCAUUUGAACUCGUCGAAUCGGACAUAUUUGAAUUUAUAUCAGCUGGUUCUUUCCUCAAAACGUAUCUUUUGAACUUGUUCCCGGCUUUACCAAAUUGGAUCAAGUUUGAAAAAACUCGGGAAUCAAUUCUUGCUAUCCGCGACCUGAAGAGCGAUUUAGUUUAUGGUAGACACAUGGAACAGACUAGUUGGUGUGAGGGGGCACCUGUUUUUGACGACCAUCUUUACAGCGUGUUUAGAUUUGGUUCAUCAUUUUCUUUAGAAAUUCUCGGAGAUAUGAUAAAGGUCCCUAAAAUACUAUCAGGUCAAAAGUUUUGUUUUAUCGUAGACCUUUGUCAAAGUAACGGCGGCAGUAUCUUUUUCAUGGUACCGGAAGAAUCAAGGGGCAUCCUCGAAACUAUAAAUAUGUUCAAAUUGCUGAAAGAAGAAAAUGAUUUGACGAUACAUCCACGAGGUAUUGGAAUUUCAAUUGAUAAUGGAAUUAAUGUUCAUAAAGAUUCAACUGAACUUCAGUUAUGGAACGGUGACAAAAUGUUUCAGUACCCAGUGUUUCAAAGAGGAGACUUUUGGAUCGGGGCCGACGUUCUAAAAAAUGACAACAAAUUACUUGUUAAUGCAAGUGCUGAUAUUUUCAUCGGGAUGCCAAAUAUAGACAUUAUGCUUACAUCCAUUUUUCUGGACGAAUGGAACACCUAUAUACGUAUGAGCUUAUCAGCAUCGCCUACAAUUAAAUUCAAAGUUUUUGGCAAAGAAUAUUCCAUUACAUUUAAAAGUCUUAUAACAUCCGAAAUGAACAUGUAUCUAUCAGUUGGUGGUCCUCAACGAGUUUGGUGUGGGGAAAACGCAAAUCCUCCGGGAGUCUUCUUUUCCUUCCUUCUCGAAAUCAAUCCUUUUAAGGAUGUUCCAUUGUUAUCGGAAUGGGGUGUAGCCAAUAUUCACGAAGCCUUCGGAUUCGUUACAUACGAGCCCCUACAAGCGGCUGUUGACAUCAAUAUUAAAGAACAUAUCAUAAACUUUACAGAUCUAUUAGAUCGAUUGAAAGGCCGUUUUAGAACAGAACUUAAAAAUUUAGGAAUAAUAUUUAGAAACUCCACAUUGAUGCUUGCUAAUGAUAUUGAACUAAACUUUCAAACUAUGAAAAGUCUUGUAAAUGAUUUAUUAGAUGGCAAUCUAUCAGGUGACUUGAAAACAAAGAAACGUCUUGUCGAACAGCUGUGGCAGGAGUACCAAACUGUAGAACAUAAGAUUAAAAUAUUCUUAGACGAUACAGAAUUUAUCGCUCAAAAUGCAUUCAAACUUUUCAGAGAUAUCAUAGAAGAUGAGAUAAAUUUUGUAAAAAUUAAUCUUAAGAAUGCAAUGGAAAAGGUGACAAAUUCUUUGGUCAUAAAGAACACGCCGGAAUCCGGAUAUACAGGUUUCGGACUGAAAUACAGAACAAAUGUAAAAUGCAAAGGUCUUAUCUUAGGAGAAUUUGAUUUAGAAUUUGUUUAUUCUGUCGAGCAUCUUUUUAAUUGUAGUCGUUUUGAUGUUAUCCGUAAACAGUUUGAAGGCGAAAAGGCAGUAAGAUUUAUAGGGAGGGCAUCAUUUGAAUUUGUUUAUAAAUUCAUAAAGAUUCAACCUGGAGCAGGUAUAGGCGGCGCUCUGUCAGCAGAUAAAGAUAAAUUUUCCUUACAACUUCAAGCAUUUGUUAAGUGUUUAGGAAUAACAGUCACGACUGAUUUAUUUAUCACCAAUAAAGGCUUAUACCUUUACAUGGAAGGUAAUGUUUGGGACAUUUUCUUGGCACAGUUAGAUAUUUCUGCAGAAAUAAAAUCAGAAUGGCACCACAUUGUCUACAAAGUAAGUGGUCGUUUUCUGGCAAAAAGCAGAAAAAGGCGUCAAAUUCAGACCAGAAGCGAAUCAUUUCAAGACAGUUAUUUAGAUGCCUUGAAAAAAGUAGUAAACACGAUUGCAGAUAUGGCGACAAAACGCUUAAGCCAAUCACAAGAAGGCCUCAAAGCUGCACAAGCAGGGCUUUCAAAAGCUCAAGACUGGCUUGAGGAAAAGAAAUCAGUUGUAAAAGGUGCAAAUGAAAAGUUUGAUAGAGCUGUUGCCGCACUAGAAAGAGCAAAGGACAAGCUAGAUGAUGCCAAGAAACCAUACGAAGAAGCAUUAAGGAAACUCAGUGAUGCUCAGAGGAAGGUCGAUAAUCUUUGUCGAAUUCGAUCUUGCAGGAGCUUAUGUAUACCAGGAUUUAAAUGGAGAACUUGCCGCAAAGGCUGGUUGUCAUAUCGGUGCCUAACCUAUACAAGCUGCAUGAUUAAAGUUCCUGAUCCAAUAUGUGUUGGUGCAAACGUGGCGUGCAGAGUAAUAAGAAAAGCUGCUUAUUUAGCUUUAGAGGCAGCCAAGCUAUUUGUAAGAGUUCCUAUGUUUGCAUUUGAUGUAGCAAAAGCUGCGGUAUCAGCAUCCCAGUUUGUUGUUGAUAAGUCACGUGUCGUUUUGGAUGUUGCUGUUGGUUUGCUUGAUGUUGCCAAAUUAGGAUUAGAAUUUUCAAAAGGUGUUCUUGAAGCAGCAAAGGCUGUUCUUGAAGGAGUUAAAGUCGCUAUUGGUGUUGCUGCUAAAAUUUACGAGUUUGUUAUAGAUUUUGGACUGAAAAUUUUGCUUGAUGUCAGAAAUUGUGGCUUUAAUGUGGAAUUGUCGACCCAUGACCUAUCGGUAUUUGAUAUUUCUUGCGAUGUAAAUGCUUUCCGAUUAGGUUGGAAAACUAUCAAAAUAAGAGUAAACUUUAAAAAUAUAGUACAAAGUUUAUGGAAUGCAGCACGAGCAACGAUUGACAUUCUAAGUAAAUUGAUAGGAGAAAUAGGUAGAAGACGUAGAGAGCUAGAUUUCAAAACAUCUGCUAAAAUGCACGCGUAUCUGCGAAAUAUCAGAGAAGCUGAUACUGACAACGGUACCUAUCAAUUUUCAAAUGAAAGCAAUGAACUCAUAGAUAUUGUUGAAGAAAUUCUUGGAUUUGAAAAUCAUACUAAUACCGAUUAUGAAAGUCGAUCAAUAAUUUUCAAAGAAAAAUGUAAAAGAACCACUCAUGUUAUGAAAUUUAUGAACGAUGCGUUAGGGUCAUUGCAUGAAGUUGUGAAUGAAUCAAAAACCUAUAUGGAUGAAUUAGCCAUUGUUAAUAAUCAGCUUCGACAGUUUACAAUUGAGGGCCUGGCGGAAAAUAUGACUUUAGAUAAUGCAGGGAUAAGUAAAGAAUAUGCAGAACGAUAUUAUAACAUGACAGAAGAUGACUUGAAUAGAGCAUUAAAUGAAUCAAAAGCUGCCCUUGCUGAUGACCCGCUUCUUCGGGAAAUAAAUUCGUCAGCUACACUGGUAAUGGAGUCAAUGAUUGCAGAAAAAGAAUCAAUAGAGUCAAUAAAUUUUCUAGAAAUUUGGUUGGAUGAAAUGUCAAAUAUUUCAAGCGCGUAUUUUAAUGUUUCAGAGUGCGAUGGAUUUAAAGACUGUGUCCUAUAUGCCAUAUCCGAAUUAUAUACUUCAUUUGAAGAUGAGGAUAUUCCAAAUGUAGACAACAUCCGAAAAGCUAUUCUUGAUUUAGAAUACAUUUUGAUAGAAUUAUUUCAAAAUCAGUCGUCAUUGAUUGAAGAAUCAGCAGCCGCAAUGGAUAGUAUCAUGUCAAACAUAACAUUUAUCAUCGAAGCUAACCCAUUCUGCUCAGAAGCACCUAUAUUUUUAACGGAGUUGAAAAAUCAAACAGUACUUAAUGGUACAGAUGUGUUAUUUACAUGCAAUGUUACCGGAUCCCCGUUUCCAAAUAUAAAAUGGUUUAUGGAAGACAACCUAUUACCAAACGAAACAGCGAUGCAAUUGGUAAUUAAUGAUGUUUCAGCAAAUGACAGCGGCGUUUAUAGGUGUGAGGUUGGGAAUAUUGUUGCUAAUCUAACAUCGACAGACACCUACCUUCAAGUCUUUACCUACGAUGACGAUGAAUGCCAACUGGAGAAUGGCGGAUGUGAACAUAUUUGUGAAAACUUGGUUGGGUCUUAUAUUUGUUAUUGUUUCGAUGGUUACAGACUCAAUGCAGAUCGCAGGAAUUGUGAUGUUACUUCCGGAUUAGAUGAUCGCAUAUUAGUGGUGAUUGCGUCAUGUUGCGUUCUUGUUGUUGCAACUUUAGCUGCAAUGGGAACAUUCCUCUACUUUAAGCCCAG